AUGAAGAAUUAAAAGCUAUAUCAGAACAGAAAUUCAAUAAUACAAAAUUAUUUAGUUUAUUUGUAAAUCAAUUAGAUUAUAUUGUAGAAUUCAAGAAAUUUAGAGAAGAUAAUGAAAAACCAUGUCAAGAAGAAUGUUCUUGUUAUAAAAUUCGAAUGAUUUUUCAUAAAGAAGAAAAAGCAAAAAAAAUAUUAGAAAAUAAGUAUAGUAGAUUUGAAGAAUUAGAUA
Messenger RNA from Racocetra persica, 228 nucleotides. Lineage: Eukaryota; Fungi; Glomeromycota; Glomeromycetes; Diversisporales; Gigasporaceae. The record is from the annotation of a GenBank genome assembly.